UGGUCAAAGUUGCAGCAUCUUUUAUACAUAUCACCAUUGCUGCGUUUCCCUCAUAAAACCAUAUUCAUCUCACAGAGUUAGAGAGAGAAAGGGGUUCUUGAAGUUCUUGUUGUUCUUCGAGUUGUUCAUCUAUGGCCGAUUUAACUGCAACUUCAGGAAGCAUCCAAAGGGAUCGCAUUGAUCCCAGUUCGUGGCGUUUUCACUUUUUUACUUCCCAUGGAAUUUGGAUCAUGCCAUCUCUUUGGAUUUCUCCUGCAGUGUAGUCGCCGCCGCCGCCGCCGCCUGCCACGAAUCGUUGUGUUUAUAUCAGUAAGUUUCUUGGUGAGUUAUGGUUUCGGUGGAGAAUCCGAACUAAACAGCUUUCUUUUGCUUCAUUACAGAGAUGUAAUUGUUGAUGGGGAAAAUAAUGAGGUUUUAGGUUAAUUAUGAACAGAUCAUUAAAGGGAUUUGGAGGGUUAAUGCUACUUUAAUCUCUUGAAAUUAUAAGAUUAAGUUGGAUAUAUAUACGAAAUUUUGAUGUGAGUUUUUUGUAGGAUCGAAUUUUGGAGCACGUGGUAAAAUCUCACAAAUUAGCAGACCCGUCCGGGAAAAACGAGAUCGGCUUCUUCGAUAAUGGUUGAUUUCUCUUCUCCAUUGCUUUUCUCUGUUUUCCUCUUCUCAUUUCUUCACCCCAUUUCUUCAUUCAACCUUCGAUCCCUCCCCAAACAACCCAAUUUCGAUCCCCACAUUGCCCUCAUCGGAGACGCCGUUCUUGUCGACGGCGACGGUCACGGAGACUUCGGCGAUUCUUUCGUCAAACUCACCCGCCCUGUCGCUUCCAGCUUUGGCCUUCUCUUGCACAACAAACCCUUGAAGCUUCACGGUUCCACGUCGUUUUAUACCCAGUUCACCUUCGCUGUCUCGCCGGACAACGGGGAUGGCAUCGUUCUUUCGCUUUUUCCCGGUGGGGGUUUUCCCGACGAAAUCUCCCCGGAAAAAUGGCUUCAUAGAAUCGGAUUCGUUUCUGGGAAUGGGAGUAAUUUGAGUGGUGGGAUUUUGAAGAUGGAGAAGGGGAUUGUUGUUCCCAACAAUGGGGGGAAAUUGACAUCGUGGGUCGAUUACGAUUCGAGCUCGAAAACGGUGGAAAUUAGAUUGAGUAAAUUUGGGGAAUCGAGGCCGUACGAUCCCUUAUUAGCAUACCCAAUUGAUCUGUCGAGCAAAUGCGAAGGGAGGGAAGUUUUUGUGGGAUUAAGCUCGGGGAAUAGCAAGUCAUCUGAGUGGAGCAGAGUAUUUUCAUGGCGGUUUGGUCUUAGAAAUGUCCCCAAAUGGAUGCAUUCGAUGCCGGUUGAUCCACGCCGGCCUUCCUUAAAACAAGACGAGGAGGGUUCCCAGAAGAAUCAUCUUCGGCCGCUUACAAUCGUUGCGGGGCUGAUCUUUGCAACUGGUUGCGGUGCGUUAAUGGCGUUUUUGGUGCUGUUCGUGUGGGCAAUUGCGGGCAAUAGAAAUGCCAUUUCUGUUGCCGAACCUCAAUCGGUGGAUUUUCAGUACGAAAAGGUUAGUUUAGUCGCAGAGGAGGGAUCGAAAGAUGAUGGCGUAAGAGGAUGAAGGUUUUGGAGAUUGUUCUUCAGUUCAUAGGAAGUGCCUGCAGUUGUUGUAAUGCAUAUCAUGUUUGUCAUUUGGAUAGUUCUUCUCUGCCUGUUCUUGGGUUUUUCCUUUUGGUUUCCUUUCUUCUUGUGAUGAAGAUGGUCCAACAUACUUUCAAAGCUUGAUCUGUACUUUUAUGGUGUAUUUUUAUGAAAUUGAUUGAAGCCUUGUGGGCAUUUUUCUGCUUAACUAAAUGAUCUGUGUAUUCUUAUUGAAUACCAUUUCAUAAUUGAGAUGUGUUCUUCCAUUUAU
Cucurbita moschata (crookneck pumpkin) is the source of this 1875-nucleotide messenger RNA. RefSeq lists its product as uncharacterized. The coding region runs from base 613 to 1584 and encodes 323 amino acids. Gene Ontology annotation, molecular function: carbohydrate binding. The transcript is spliced from 2 exons. The record is from RefSeq and is a predicted model, not a curated record. Lineage: Eukaryota; Viridiplantae; Streptophyta; Magnoliopsida; Cucurbitales; Cucurbitaceae.